GGUGAAUGUAAAUCGGGUUGUGAAGGAAGUGUCGCGCGUAACGAUUCACUUUGCUUACCCCUCCUCUAUUCUUAUACAUAUAGAAAACAUAUAUUCUCUCUUCCCUUUUCCUCCAGCCUCAUCGACGUUCCCAUUCUCCUCUUCUAAACCCCGUCUCCGCAAUUAACUUACUUUGACUUUCCCAUCUCCACACAGUACACCCAUACCUAGCUAUAACCAACAAAACCCAUCAUGACUGCCCAAGCUUAUCUCGAACGAUAUAAACAGUUGACUUCAAUAGAAGACAUAAAAAAUAAUCUGAUUGAGGAACUGCUGCAACGUGUGACGGAGCUUGAGGAUGCAUAUCAACAAGAGCGGCUGGACCAUGAGCGCGAGACGCGCUUUAAUCGGGACAUUCAGCUCCAUGAAAUGGAGUUAAUGGAUCAGAUAUCAAGAAUUAAAACUAUUAUGGACCGGGAACCCUUCAUAGUCGUGCUUCUCGAUGGUGGUGGAAUCAUCUUUAAGGACGAAUAUCUGCAACAAGGAGAACAAGGUGGACAGAAUGCGGCGAAGAAGCUCCAUUCGGCCUUACAGGACUACGUCUCCGGCAAUUUCCCGACCAUCAACUCUCCGAAGGUAAUCACAAAGAUGUAUAUCAAUGUGAAGGGAUUAAGCGACCUUUGCGUCCGUGGCGGCGUCACGACCGAGCCUUCCUUGAUCGAAGAUUUUGUCCGGGGUUUCAAUGCUAGUUAUCCUCUCUUUGAUUUGGUCGAUAUCGGUCCUGGGAAAGAGAGCGCUCAUGAUAAAAUUGGAGAGGCUUUCAGACUAAAUUUAUACAACUGCCAUUGCCACCAGAUAUUCCUGGGUUGCUCGCAGGAUAGUGCUUAUGCUCAAAUUUUGGAAGACACACUGGCCGAUAGAGACCUCAUAGGCCGAGUUUCUCUGAUUGAGGGCCUCCCAUUUGCAAGCGACCUGGACUUAAUAAAAACAUCGUACAGAGUCACUAAGAUCUCGGAUCUUUUCCGAGAUACGAAGAUAUCUGUAUGGGCACCUUGGAAAGCUGCGGUGGCUAGCAAACCUCGCGCUCUCCUCACCCCGUCGCCCGUCCAGCAUGUAACUCUCUCUCGAACGUCAACCAAUACCACGACAACCAGUAACAGCGUGCCCAUAUCUACCUCAUCCACGAAUACACCUAACUCCGGGGAGUUUCAGGUUGUGCGAUCGAAAUCAUCUGUCCCGCCACCCCCCAAAAUCGUGGAACGAAACAAGUACGGCCAGCGUGUAGACCGACUUGACUUUAAGACCAUCCCUCGGGAUGAGGUAAACCGCAUUAAAAAACUGAAAUUGUGCAAUUUUUACUAUUUACAAGGCGAAUGCCCUAAUGAAAACUGCCAUCACGAUCAUUCGCGGAAAUUGACCAAGACCGAAUAUAUGAUUUUGACAGCCAUCGCCCGUAUGACUCCGUGUCGUUAUGGGCUGGAGUGUGAUGAUCCUGAAUGUAUGUAUGGACAUCGCUGCCCUCAGAGUGAACCCGGUAAGAAAGAUUGUUAUUGGGGUUCAAGCUGUCGAUUCGACAUUUCGGCGCACGGAAUCGACACCAACAUCGUCAAAGUGACUAAAGUUUAGUACCUCCACACCUAAAUCGAGCUGUGGACUUAAAGACCACAAUUCGGGCUCACCACUAUUUAGCGCCAGCAGAGAUCAUCAUUAACACUCUCCUUCUUAUACUCGUUAUUAUUACGAGGAUUCUUUGCUUAGGUAUCGGCGUUCUGUUCUAAUUAGUCUCCCUGCAUCUAAGCCUGUUUCUGCUCUAUAAAGGAUGAUUUUCGGGGUUGAUAUGUAUACACGCUACACGCACCUUUUCGCCGCUCGAGCCGAGUGGGUUGUAUUUACUCGUAAAUGAGGUUUACUGCGUUACGCAGUUACACGAGAGAAGAUAGUAUAUCUUCUGAUAGAUUUGAGUUUUUU
Aspergillus pseudonomiae is the source of this 1947-nucleotide messenger RNA. RefSeq names its product CCCH zinc finger protein. Lineage: Eukaryota; Fungi; Ascomycota; Eurotiomycetes; Eurotiales; Aspergillaceae. Gene Ontology annotation, molecular function: metal ion binding. The coding region runs from base 232 to 1605 and encodes 457 amino acids. The record is from RefSeq and is a predicted model, not a curated record. The transcript is spliced from 4 exons.